CUUCCCCAACGUGUCCUUUUCUCUCUCCCUGCCUGCUGUCUCUACUGUUGCUGCUGCUGCUGACAGAAACGUGUUAGGAAAGCAGAAAGAGAAAAUGCCAGCCAUCCUGGUAGCCUCCAAAAUGAAAUCGGGACUACCUAAACCCGUCCACAGCGCUGCUCCAAUCCUGCAUGUUCCAACGGCCAGGACCAUCCCACAGCCCUGUUACCUGAAGUUUGGGAACAAGGUGGAGGUGACGAAGCCAUUGUAUUCCAGCCAGAUUCCUCUCAAAUCUUCCAGUGGACAAGAAAAUGCAGGAGAUGGYCUCCCAUCAAGGAAGAGUAGCUCGGUAGAAAAUGGAUUUGACACACAGAUUUAUACGGAUUGGGCUAAUCACUAYCUGGCAAAAUCUGGUCACAAGAGAUUGAUAAAGGAUCUGCAGCAAGAUGUGACUGAUGGAGUCCUGUUGGCUGAAAUCAUCCAAGUUGUAGCAAAUGAAAAGAUUGAAGACAUCAAUGGCUGCCCAAAAAAUAGAUCUCAAAUGAUUGAAAACAUAGAUGCGUGCCUGAGUUUCUUGGCUGCGAAGGGGAUUAACAUCCAGGGGCUGUCAGCAGAAGAAAUCAGGAAUGGGAAUCUGAAGGCCAUCCUGGGGCUGUUCUUCAGCCUGUCCCGCUACAAGCAGCAGCAGCAGCAGCCCCAGCAGCAGUGCCAGCCUGGAAUCCCACCACAGCAGCAGCAGCAGGCACCCGCUCCGCUCCACAGCCCCUGCCAGCAGCCCCUGCCAGCCGGGCAGCAGCUCAAAGCACAACCAGAAAUGCACUCCAGACUCCCCGGCCCCACCACGAGGGUGUCCGCUGCGGGCAGCGAGGCCAAAGCUCGUGGUUCCAUCAGUGCCAACAACCGGCGCAGCCAGAGCUUCAACAACUACGACAAAUCCAAGCCUGGRCUGCCCCCUCCCACCCCAACAGGUGGCAAUGACAAAGAGCCUGCAGACAGCGCAGCCUCCCAGCCCACAGGAAUGAAUGAAAAUGUCUCAUCGCCGUCUCCGGGCUGCGGYGGUGCCGCUCCUUGCGGUAACUCCUCGGCCAUCCCUCAGCCCAGCUCUGCCAUCAARCCCUGGCGCAGCAAGUCCCUGAGCGCCAAGCACACGGCCACCUCUGCCAUGCUGUCCGUGAAGGCACCGGCAGCCGAGCCCCCAAAGCCGCCCCCAGAAAUGGCCAAARCCACCCCCAACGGGCAGAAAUCCAUGCUGGAAAAGCUGAAACUCUUCAACAGCAAAGGGGGCUCCAAAACGGAAGGCCCCAGGUCCCGGGAUAACAGCUGUGAGAAGCUGGAGGCUCUGCUCAGCCUGGAGGAGAGCGAGGAGAUCGAAGGCACCGCCCUGAACGUCAACAACCCGGGCUCCAUGUCCAACAGCCCCAAAAUCGCCCUCAAGGGCAUCGCACAGAGGACGUUCAGCCGCGCGCUGACCAACAAGAAAAGCUCUCCGAAGRGUAACGAGAAGGAGAAAGAGAAGCAAAAGGAGAAGGAAAAGGAUAAAAGUAAAGACCUUACGAAGAGAACCUCYAUCACCGAGAAGCUGGACCUGAGGGAGGAACCUAGAGAAGAACAGACGGCGCUGACGGCGACAGCAGAGAUGCCAAAAAAGUCCUCCAAGAUCGCGAGCUUUAUCCCCAAGGGAGGGAAGCUGAACAGCGCCAAGAAGGAUGCCUCRGCCCCUUCGCACAGCGGAAUACCAAAACCAGGAAUGAAGAACACCGCGGGCAAACCCUCGAGUGCCCCCGCCGCCACCAAGGAKGGCGAGCGCGGCCGCGGAGGGAAGGCCGGCGCGGGGCUGUCACACCACAAAUCGCAGCUGGAGAGCCGCCACUCCAGCUCCUCGUCCAGCCUGGCCUCCUCCGAGGGCAAGGGMGCCGGGGCCCCGGCCGUGAGCACCCACAGCACGGGCAGCAACACGGUGAGCGUGCAGCUGCCGCAGCCCCAGGCGCAGUACAGCCACCCCAACACCGCCACCGUCGCGCCCUUCAUGUACAGAUCUCARACAGACAAUGAGGGGAACGUAACAGCCGAGGCCAGCACGGGAGGGCUCAGCAUGGACUCUGCUCUCUAUGUCAAAACUGCCCAGCCUGCCCUGGAGGACCUCUCAGGAGAGGACCCCGAGACUCGGCGGUUGCGCACUGUGAAAAACAUCGCUGACCUUCGGCAGAACCUGGAGGARACCAUGUCCAGCUUACGGGGAACCCAGGUCACUCACAGCACCCUGGAGACCACGUUYGACACCACGGUCACCACGGAGAUCAGCGGCCGCAGCAUCCUCAGCCUGACGGGCCGGCCCACGCCGCUGUCCUGGCGCCUGGGCCAGUCCAGCCCGCGGCUGCAGGCGGGCGACGCGCCGUCCGUGGGCAACGGCUACCCCGCGCGCGGGAGUGCCGGCCGCUUCCCCGGCACCGAGCCCAACGCCGGCCGCUACCUGUACCCGGCCCCGCUGCGGCGCCAGCUGGCCACGCGCGGCCACGGUGACAUCGGUGACAGGGCCGGAGACGACAUUGACCUCCCGGGAGUGGCCAUGGACGCCACRGGCUACAUGAGCGACGGCGACGUGCUGGGCAAGAACAUCAGGGCUGACGACAUCACCAGCGGGUACCUGACRGACGGCGGGCUGGGGCUGUACACGCGGCGGCUGACCCGGCUGCCCGACGGCAUGGCCGCGGUGCGCGAGACGCUGCAGCGCAACACCGCCCUGGGGCUGGGCGACGCCGACAG
Malurus melanocephalus (red-backed fairy wren) is the source of this 2742-nucleotide messenger RNA. RefSeq names its product neuron navigator 2-like. The record is from RefSeq and is a predicted model, not a curated record. Gene Ontology annotation, molecular function: protein binding. The annotation marks the transcript as partial. The transcript has 11 exons. Gene Ontology annotation, biological process: nervous system development; neurogenesis. Lineage: Eukaryota; Metazoa; Chordata; Aves; Passeriformes; Maluridae.